CAAGCUUGGGAUGCGACCGGUGAAAUAUGUCAGACACAGUGCCUGUCGAUAUGAAGCUAACAGACUUAAAGAAGCUCAAAGUGGUAGAACUGCGUGUCAAACUGAAGGAACGGGGUCUCGAUUCUAAAGGUUUGAAGGCCGAUCUUGUGGCACGUCUUUGGUCUGCGCUCGAACACCAAUCUAUUACAGAACAACAACUUCCCAGUGGUGGAGAUCAUGGCUCGUCCGUUACUGAAGAAAUUCAUGUGGACGUAGAGGAACAGCAUGGACACAUAUCUGAGACAUUGCAAAAAGAUGUACAACCUUGGGAAACAGUUGUCACCGGAGCGACUACUAACAUCUGUUCUGCAAAGAGAGAUUCAACAAACCUAGAAAUCCAAACCUAUGUAACAAAUGUAACGUCGAUCUGUGAUAAAGAAAGUACUGCUGAAUCAAGUAACGUUACUGUUAAUGUAGAUUGCCAUGUGAGCUCUGAUCGAACAGUGAGUUGUGGCACACAGCAAAUAACAUUUCAGCAGCACGAGAUCGAAAAGUCGAGCAGCUCAAUCUCACCAGAUCCAGCUAAAGAGUCACUUUCCUGUCAUCUAACGACUUCCGACGUUCCUACUUCCGAGAUUUCCCACACAGCAGAAUGGGUACAUGACGCUACACCUGGAAACCACUGUCUUGUUGCUGGAGAAGAGGAUAAACCCAAGAUAUCAAGCCCCUCAUUUAUACACACUAACUCCAGUCGGGCAGAAGAUGAACAUUUACAGCAGCUGAAAAGUGUGGACACUAUUUCAUGUGGACCCACAACACCACUGAAGAAUCAGGGGGAAAGUCAAAGCAACAAAAGACCAGUGGAAGGCAUACGGGACAGAGGCUACUAUGAGUUCAAAGAGGAGGUCCAGUAUAACAGAGCCAAGAAUCCGGAGUUUAACACUGAGGUCAAUGAAGAUAAUAAAGUUGGUGACCAGCUAGUUGUGUUAGAUUCCUAUAACAGUGACCUGCAUUUUAAAGUGGGAGAGGAUGGAACGAGUGGGCAGCCUCUCUUAUGGGAGAAGUUUCCGCUCCUGUGGUCAGGAUGUAGACUGAGCCAUGGUGUACAAUAUGGGAAGGUCAGCUUUGAGAUCAAGUAUGUGAAAAGGCUGGUGCCCUGUGGUCUGGAGGAGGGGAUGGACCCUGAAGCCCAUGUCCUCAGAGUGGGCUGGUCCACAGACGACCCCAGUCUGCAGCUUGGUGAGACAGAGUUGUCUUAUGCGUUUGACAGCAGAGGCCGUAAAGUGACACAGGGAUGGGAAGUGGACUUUGGAGAGCCGUUUUCAGAGGGGGAUGUUAUCAGCUGCUAUGCAUGGAUCAGUGACACAGAGGAUUCCGAGCUCUCCUUCUACAAAAAUGGCCUCUCCUUGGGUGUUGCUUUUCGACUGGAACCCUCCCAACUGGAAGGCCACACCCUCUAUCCUCAUGUUCUGUGCAAGAACUGCUCUGUAUCCCUGAACCUUGACCCCGUGGGUGCUCCCUGGUACUGCGGACCGGUUGGGUUUACGCCCCUCCCUACCCUCCAACCUCACCAGAGGACUCGGGCUCCACAGCCUCCGGCAUCAAAGGAGGAGUGUGAGGUGGUGAUGAUGGUGGGCAUGCCAGGCUCAGGGAAGAGCCGCUGGGCCCGGGCCAUCAUGGCCGAGCACCCAGACAAGCGCUACAGCCUGCUGAGCACAGACUCAGUCCUGGCCUGCAUGAAGGGAGUGGGAGGUGCUGCUCAGAGGGAGGUGGCGCUUCAGCAGGCCGCUCAGUGCCUUACACAGCUCAUCAGGGUGGCAGCUGGCAGGAGACGCAACUAUAUCUUGGAUCAGGCCAAUGUGUACCUAUCUGCUCGGCGACACAAGAUGCUGCUCUUCGCUGGUUUGCGGCGGCGGGCAGUAGUGGUGUUUCCAUCGGAUCAGGAGUGGAAGAGGCGCCUCGCACAGCAGCAGAGGGACCAGGCCAAGGAAGUACCUGAGGAAGCCCUCCUCAAGCUCAAAGUUACGUUCACACUGCCAGAGACUGGAGAUCUCCUGGAGGAGGUGUUAUUUGUGGAGCUGCCAAAAGAGGAGGCUCAGGGGGUCCUGACUGGGUACAAAGAGGAGGCGCGGCAGGCCCUGCCAUCGCCACCUAAACGCAAGAAACCCAGACACAAACACAACAGAGCUCCUCCAGCUGGCUGGAGGCCGUGGAACACAUCCUACCGAAGGCACCCAGGGUGGAUGAACCAGCCUCCACUUGCCCCACCACCCUACUGGGGUCCACCGCCUAGACAAGACAUGUAUGGCCAACAGAGAUUCAGGAAUUACUACAGCUACCCUACUGCACAGUGGAAUCCAUAUUAUGGAGGCCCGCCAGGAUAUUUUACCGACCGAAACUACUCAAAUGGUGUUGGCCAAUGGUAUUAGUAAAAGGAAAAAUGAAUAAAUUCACUAUUUUAGUUACAACUGAAUCAGGGAUGCAGUCAAAAAGGUCAGCAGUGUGUGUAGUCAAGAAAACUAUACUGUAUUUCAGGUGAAAAAAAAGAAAUGUUUAUUGUUUAAGAAAACAUUUACCCACUGUUUUGGAAGUAAAUGCUGUUUAAAUGUCAUCACGAGGCCUUCCAUGUUAGUUGUUGGUUACAGCAUAGUAGUAAUUAUGUGUUAUUACAUUGUGUAAUAUUAGAACAGUUCUGAGUUGAAUGGUUUGAAGUUGGAGAUGGUUAGCAGUACCCCUGUUUAAAGAUGGAAGAUUCAUCUGCUGGUCUGAAAAGGGAGCCCUUUAGCUAAAUCAAUAAUUAGUCACAUGGUGCUUCUGUUCUGACUGAUCAUACAUUUGAUGUGAAGUUGCUCAGCUCACAUAUUAUUAUGCUGAGGUGAUGACAGGCACAGAUAUACAUAGAAAAACCAUGGCCGUAUGUAGUCACUUUAAGAAAUGGUUUUCAAAACAGAUAACCUACAACCUCAGGAAACAGAAUGAGUGUAUGAAAUUUUCUAAAUGACUGCAUCAUUGCUUUCAAGGAUGCAUAUUGAAUGUGUAUGAUUUUUUUU
Sardina pilchardus (European sardine) is the source of this 3029-nucleotide messenger RNA. Its product is annotated as heterogeneous nuclear ribonucleoprotein U-like protein 2. The record is from RefSeq and is a predicted model, not a curated record. Bases 27 to 2408 code for a protein of 793 amino acids. NCBI's taxonomy places the organism in Eukaryota, Metazoa, Chordata, Actinopteri, Clupeiformes, Clupeidae. The transcript is spliced from 14 exons. Gene Ontology annotation, molecular function: RNA binding; protein binding. Gene Ontology annotation, cellular component: membrane; nucleoplasm.